Messenger RNA from Conger conger (European conger), 4500 nucleotides. RefSeq names its product hemicentin-1-like. Gene Ontology annotation, molecular function: integrin binding. Lineage: Eukaryota; Metazoa; Chordata; Actinopteri; Anguilliformes; Congridae. The transcript is spliced from 19 exons. The record is from RefSeq and is a predicted model, not a curated record. Gene Ontology annotation, biological process: cell adhesion. The coding region runs from base 1 to 4500 and encodes 1499 amino acids.
AUGUGUGGAGGCGCCUUAAAUGGGCUUUUGCUUGGACUGCUAUUCUUUGGGGUACGCGGUUCUGAAGACCAUCCACUUCAGCUCGACCCUGCUUCAGUGGUGGUGAGACAUAGAGAUCCAGUAUUGGUGAACUGCACCACUUCAAGAUAUCAUGAGGGAAUUGGCUGGGAGGCUUCAGAGGGAUCUGUUAACACGAUAGAAGGUGUCCAGUUUGUCACCUGGAGACUGGACUACAUCACCGACUGGGAGAUAGGACCUAGAUGCUACGGGAGCUUUCUGAAUGGCACAGAUCAGAUCUUACUCCGGAUCACUCUGUACAAGCCUCCAGACAGUGUUUCCAUCAGUGUUGUGAACCACACAGGCCCAAUGAAGGAGGGGAAACAGUACCAGCUGCAGUGUGAGGUCCAGAACAUCGCUCCUGUUCAGUACCUCACUGUGAAGUGGUACAAAGGAGAAACACUAGAGAAUCAAACCUCCUAUGAUGAUCUCACUAAGACUCCAGUGAAUGUGUCCUCUACCCUCCUGAUCACACCCACCAGUGCUGAUGAUGGAGCACAUUACAGCUGUGUGGCAGAGCUGGAACUGGGACCUGAAGGACCACAACCUUCACCUGAAGUGAAAUCUGAUCCCCUCAGCAUCACUGUGCUCUAUAAACCCAGAUUCACAGAGUGUCCGGACCUUGAGGUGUUGAGAGAAGGUGAAACUCUGGAUACUUUGGUCUCUUGUAGAGCUGAGGGGAACCCCUCUCCCAUGGUCACAUGGUACAGAAACCAAUCAGAGUUCAGUUCCACAGCAUUGACCAGGAGAGAUGUUGGGUGGUAUGUUAUUACAGCCAGAAACACUCAGGGUAGUGUCAGUGUCAACAUCACAGUAGGAUAUAGACCCACAUUUACCUGCAGUCGCAAAUAUGAGGUGAUUGAGAAUGAGCAUCACACUCUCAGGUGCACAGCUGAGGGCUUCCCUGUACCCAAAGCCACCUGGGUCAAGGGACAGGAGAAUGAGGUGGUGGAGCUCCCAGCUCAAAUGACCAGGAGAGAUGAUGGACAGUACACCCUCAUAGCCGAGAAUAUCUUUGGAACAGCCAAUCACUCGCUGGACAUUGAAGUUCUCUAUCCACCAUCAGACAUUGUUGAGCUUGAAAGUGAUGAGGUGGAUUUGGGGGCAGCAGCGGUGCUAAACUGUUCCUCCCAGGGGAACCCUUCACCCGGGUACACCUGGAAGUAUCCCCAUGCGCCCAAUGUGCAGAGGCAUAGUGCCAAUGGGGUGUCCCUGCUUAACAUCUCCAAUGCCUCUGAGGAAAAUAAUGGCUUUUACAACUGCUGUGCCUGGAACCGGAUAGGACCGGUCUGCAAAACCGUCAGGCUGACUGUCAGGGGGGAAGAAAAAUCACUCCGUACAAACACAAGCGGUUUAGAAUGCCCAAUCACACUGGAGCCUUCAACAGUGGUGGUGAGACAUGGAGAUCCAGUAUUGGUGAACUGCACCGUUUCAGGAGAUCAUGAUGGAAUCGGCUGGGAGGCAUCAGAGGGAUCUGUUGACACGGUAGAAGGUGUCCAGUUUGUCACCUGGCGUUUGGACAACCUGACAGAGUGGGAUAUACGACCUAAAUGCUACGGAGACAUUCAGAUCGCUCAAAAUGGAUCUUUCCAGUGUGGCCAUACGCUCAAAAUUACAGUGUAUAAGCCUCCAGACAGUGUCUCCAUCAGUGUUGUGGACCACACAGGCCCAAUGCUGGAGGGGAAACAGUACCAGCUGCAGUGUAAGGUCCAGAACACCGCUCCUGUUCAGUACCUCACUGUGAAGUGGUACAAAGGAGAAACAUUAGAGAAUCAAACCUCCUAUGAUGAUCUCACUAAGACUCCAGUGAAUGUGUCCACUACUCUCCUGAUCACACCCACCAGUGCUGAUGAUGGAGCACAGUACAGCUGUGUGGCAGAGCUGGAACUGGGACCUGAAGGACCACAACCUUCACCUGAAGUGAAAUCUGAUCCCCUCAGCAUCACUGUAGUCUACCCCCCCUCCUUCCACAGUCCUGGUAAUGAAGCCUUGAAGAAGACAGAGGGAGAGGAGGUCAUACUAAACUGCUCCACCAUGGGGAACCCCUCUCCUGGCUACUCCUGGUCCUCUCCUCUCGACCAAACAGAUAUGACUGUGACCCUGACCUCUUUGGUCCCUGGCACCCACAUCUAUAGCUGUAAUGCCUCCAAUGCCCACGGAAGUGAGAGCAAGGAAUUUACUGUCGAAAUCAUUGCCAUAGUGGACUACCUGCCCUUAAUCGCUGGGAUCGUCGCCAUUUCAGUUGUGAUCAUCUCGAUCACCUUCUUCUUCAUCUAUUGCGUCUACUACAAGAACACCAAGAUGGGCCGGUAUGACCUGAAGCUGGGGAUGUCUCGUACGCAGAACGCCCACGUGGCACAGAACGGCAGGGAUAGUAGCCUGCCUAUGAAGAAACUGACACAACCGAGCUUGCUUUCAGAAUGCCCAAUCACACUGGAGCCUUCAACAGUGGUGGUGAGACAUGGAGAUCCAGUAUCGGUGAACUGCACCGUUUCAGGAGAUCAUGAGGGAAUCGGCUGGGAGGCUUCAGAGGGAUCUGUUGACAGGGUAGAAGGUGUCCAGUUUGUCACCUGGGGUUUGGAGACCCUGACAGAGUGGGAUAUUCGACCUAAAUGCUUCGGAGACUUUCUGAUACAUUCUGCCUGUGACAUGAGGCUCAAUAUUACAGUGUAUAAGCCUCCAGACAGUGUCUCCAUCAGUGUUGUGAACCACACAGACCUAAAGAAGGAGGGGGAUGAGUACCAGCUACAGUGUGAGGUCCAGAACAUCGCUCCUGUUCAGUACCUCACUGUGAAGUGGUACAAAGGGGAAACACUAGAGAAUCAAACCUCCUAUGACGAUCUCACUAAGACUCCAGUGAAUGUGUCCUCUACCCUCCUGAUCACACCCACCAGUGCUGAUGAUGGAGCACAGUACAGCUGUGUGGCAGAGCUGGAACUGGGACCUGAAGGACCGCAACCUUCACCUGAAGUGAAAUCUGAUCCCCUCAGCAUCACUGUGCACUACACCCCGUUCUUCUCCAGUCCUGAUGAGACUGUGGAGGUGACAGAGGGGGAAGAGGUCCCUAUUAAAUGCUUGGCCCUGGGGAACCCCCCUCCUGCAUACUCCUGGUCCUCUCCUUCCAACCAAGAAUUGAAGACGAAUGAGAUGCUCGAGAUCACCUCAAGCUCUUUGUCCCCUGGUACCUACAUCUACACCUGCACUGCCUCCAACUCCUAUGGACGGCAGAGCAAGAUAUUCACUGUCAAUGUCAUCCCCAAAGAUGACCAGACCGUACUAUGGACAGUGAUUGGAGUAGGCGUGGCAGUGGCCGUGUUGCUCAUCCUUGGCUACCUCUACUACAAAUCAAAGGAUGUACCGUGGGAUCAAUGGGGAGGGGGGAUGAGGACGGGGGAGGCUUUUGUUUGCAGUCCACUCUUCACUUUAGGUUGCCUAGCACGACCAAGCCAGAAAUCCGAAGGGAUUAUACCAGCAGCGGACUCCGACAACGUCUUAGUCGAAAUGGCAAGCGAGUAUCUGAAACUGGCCGUUUUUCUCAGCGCCUUUUGCGCAGUAUCAGGAGAGGGCUGUUCCCUGCAGCUGCAUCCCUCGCGGGUGGUGGUGGGGUUUGGGGAUUCCGUGUCGGUCAGAUGUGUGGCCUCGCGCCCGGUGCGGGUGCUAGGCUGGGAAGCAGCCAUUGGCUCUGCCCACACGCAGCGUGACCUCACCGUCCGGUGGGGCGUGGACAGCCUGAAGGACUGGAUCGAGGAGCCUAUCUGCUAUGGGGUUUUCUUCACUGCACCCAGACAGUGUGAAGAGAAGCUGAACCUCGUGCUCUACAAGAUUCCAGACAGUGUCUCCAUCAGUGCUGUGAACCACACAGGCCCAAUGAAGGAGGGGAAACAGUACCAGCUGCAGUGUGAGGUCCAGAACAUCGCUCCUGUUCAGUACCUCACCCUCAGGUGGUAUAGGGGACAGACAGAAGUUUACAAUCACACGUUCUCUGAUCUCACACCUGACACGCCUGUCCAAGUGUCCUCUACCCUCCUGAUCACACCCACCAGUGCUGAGGAUGGAGCACAGUACAGCUGUGUGGCAGAGCUGGAACUGGGACCUGAAGGACCACAACCACCCCCUCAAGUGAAAGCUGAGCCACUCAGCAUCCUUGUGCACUACCCUCCAUUCUCCAGUCUUAUUGAUGAGACCUUGGAGGUGACAGAAGGGGAAGGGGUCCCCUUAAAUUGCUCCGUCCAGGGGAACCCCCCUCCUGAGUACUCCUGGUCCUCUCCUUCCGACCAAGAGGAGAAGAGUCAGACGCUGAUCACUUCCACCUCUCUGUCCCCUGGUACCCACGUCUACACCUGCACUGCCUCCAACCAGCUAGGGCAGCAAAGCAAGAAAUUCACUGUCAAAAUCCUCUCCAAAGUUUGGGAAAAGAGUGGAGGGAGCCAGGAGGAGAAGUAA